UUAUUAGACAAUGAUGGACCAAAGUUAGUUUCAUUAGAGAAGCUAAAGCAAAGUAUCGAUAAUUAUUAGAAAUCGUAAAGCUAAAUUCACGAAGUUUCAGAAAUAAAUUAAAAGCUUGGAAGUGCGAGCAAAAAAUUGAUGUUCCGUUUGUUGAUUAGAAAUGCGGAUGCAGUGGAACGAUAAGGCACGUUUUAUUAAAACGUGUUUAAUAUCGCAGCAAUGUCGAUUGAGAGGAUCUUCAUUCAUAGUUUUGUGGUCGAGAGUGACAUAAAUAGUCCUAUCACAGCUGAAUCGAUCGAAUAUCUGAGCCUGCGUGUUAACGGAGGCGCCAUGCGACUUCUCCAAUUUCAGCGUCCGUCGUGAUUUCGUUUGUCGCAGUUCACGUUUUCUUACAACAAGUUGUGUAUCAAAUAUUAGUGCAUUUCAACUGAAAUAAUCCCUCAAAUCAAAAUGCCGUCGGUUCGCCGGAUGAUCCUGGGACACGUCGUGUCUGGCUUGUGUAGUAAAAUGAAUCGUACGAAAAAACUUCAAGGUGAUUUGCUCGAGACACCCAUGAAACGAUGCCUUUCCACCUUCGAUAUUACGUUGCUCGGUGUGGGUCAUAUGGUUGGCGCUGGAAUCUACGUUCUGACAGGAACGGUAGCCCACAACACGGCUGGUCCAGGUGUUAUUUUAAGCUUCCUACUCGCCGGUUUAGCUUCCUUGUUGGCGGCAUUGUGCUAUGCGGAAUUCGGAGCGCGAAUUCCAAAAGCUGGUAGCGCUUACGUUUACACGUACAUUUCUGUCGGUGAAUUUUGGGCUUUCGUUAUCGGAUGGAACAUCAUAUUGGAGCACAUGAUAGGAGCCGCAUCGGUGGCCAGAGCUUGGAGCGGAUACGUUGAUUCUUUGGCGGGAGGAUCUAUUAACAAUUACACCCGUCACAUAAUGCACGGGUAUACCAUGGGAGAACCGUUCGGAAACAUUCCCGAUUUACUUGCCGCAGGAUUGUGUCUUGCUUACGCGAUGUUACUGGCAUUAGGGGUGAAAUGUUCAGCGACAGUUAAUUCUUUACUCACUAUCGUAAAUCUCGCUGUAAUGGCGCUGGUGAUCGGUUUGGGAGUUUAUUACGCUGAUCUUUCUAACUGGAGCAGCCAGAACGGAGGCUUCCUACCGUUUGGUUUCGGGGGUGUGCUAGCAGGCGCUGCAACGUGUUUCUACGCUUUCGUGGGCUUUGAUUCGAUCGCAACUUCCGGCGAAGAAGCUCGCGACCCAGGGCACAGUAUACCGCGAGCGACUCUUUUAUCCAUGGCGAUCGUAACCAUCGGAUACGUGAUGGUCGGCGCCGCUCUAACUCUGGUCGUACCAUUUUGGAACAUCAAUCCAGCGGCAGCACUUCCGGAAGCGUUUUCUUCGAGGGGAAUACCAUGGGCCAAAUACGUGAUAAGUGUUGGGGCUUUGUGCGGAAUGACGACAACUCUUUUCGGAUCCCUGUUCUCCUUGCCGCGAACAAUGUACGCGAUGGCGAACGAUGGUCUUCUCUUUGGUUUUCUGGGCCACGUAAGCGAACGUACGCAAGUCCCGGUUCUCAAUUUGGCCAUCAGCGGUUCCGUCAGUGCCUUAAUCGCUUUGCUCUUCGACCUUCAACAUCUGGUCGAAUUCAUGUCGAUCGGUACCUUCCUGGCCUACACCAUUGUCUCGGCAAGCGUGAUUAUUUUGAGAUAUCGUCCUGAGAAGAACACAGUUGCGUCUUCGAACGCUGGUACACCGAGUAGUUUGACAUCACCACCUACGGAGGGUGCCGAUUCCAAUAGCGAUUGUAAUAGUAUCACGUCCGCGGAAUCCGAGUUAUUGGACAUCAGCGCGGGUGUUGGUAAACUGAAACCACGAUACGCCUGGUUGGCCAACUUUUUAGGUAACUGCAAACCAGGAAACGCAGUGGCAGGAUCCGUGAUGAUUUACACGGUUGGAUGCAUUUCCCUUUGUCCUCUGUUGAUAUUAAUAUCUGAAACGUACUUUGCCCCAGCAUGGUGGGACUACUUUGUUAUGGCAAACGUUGUUCUGUUAUUGAUAGGAAGUUUGCUCGUCAUCGCUGCGCAUCAACAGAAUCCUCCCACUGGUAAAUUUCGCGUACCUAUGGUACCAUUGGUACCAGCUUUAAGUAUUUUAUUCAACGUUGGACUGAUGUUCCACUUGUCGCUUUUAACUUGGUUACGAUUCCUUGUAUGGAUGAUCGUUGGCAUGUUGAUAUACUUCUUGUACGGGAUUCACUACAGCAAAGAAGCCGCUAGUCCAAAUUCGUAUUCGAUUUUAAUGGCAACCUCGGAAGCUGGAAGGGGUGCCAAGUGGGGCGCCACAUUGCGCGUUAAUCAGAAAAGCGACAAAGUCCCAAUUUUGAACGAAGAGGAUUUUGUACAUUAGAAAAAGGUAGCGUUCAUCGGAAAGUAUUUCAAGAUAUGCCAAUCGACGCUGGAUGUAAGUAUAUUGUGUGAUGUAGAAAGGUAAGAAAAGUUAUUGUAUAUUAUGACCAUCAGUUUCUCGCGAUCAACGUUUUCACAGUUCUUUGUACAUACAUACAAACGUUGGAUAAAUCAAGCUAUACUUCCCUUUCGUGAACGUCGAAGGGAUUUCAGAAUAGACAAGACUGUGUUUUAGUAUUUAUCUUAAUUAGGUUUUCGAUAGAUCGUCGUGUUACGUUUGCAACACGUUAAGAUUUAGUUUGAAAAUGCUCUGUCUUCUUUAUAUUUUACUACGCACAAGUCGAUGGUGUGUGCCAUUUUUUCUGUUCGUAUUUUAACAAAUGUACAUUGAUUCUCGAUAUGCCUACCAAUGUACAUUGAUUAUAAAUUUACGUGUUGAUAUACAUACAUAGAUAAAUGAGUGAAAUACAAAGUUCAUCCGGUGAUAUAUGUAUGUAGCGUGUAAAAUAGCAGCAUUCAACUGACAUUGACAAGGGGAACUACCCAAGUGUUACACUCACUUUCUACAAGCUGGCAAAGUUUCAUUAAUAAGUGAGUGUAACACUUGGGUAAGUUCUCCGUAUAAAGGAAAACGUUACUUUAUUAACAAUUUGCUCUUUAAAUACGGUCUGAAAUCUGAUCUGUCAAAUUCGAAAACAUUGCACAGUGGAACAUAUGUAUUCGAAGAUGUGUAAAGCGGAAAGGAAAAGAUCAGAUUUUUAAAAGAGCAUGUAAACUGAUCGUCUAUUUGAAGAAAAUUUAAACCUUUUGCUGCGAGGAUCGAAACAUGGUGCCUUGGGAACGGAUAGAUUAUUUAUACAGUAAGAUAUACGAAUCUAAAAGCAAGACAAUAGAUUCGCCUAUUAUACGGCGGAUAUUAACGAUAAGUUUAAGAUUACCUAUAUACGGAUUUGCUAAGCACACGAAUUGCCCAAACGCAUCAUCAUGAUCGAUACGUGUUCUGGGAUGAUUUCUUCCUUAACGAAUCUCUUGUAAGAUUAGAGAAAAUUCGUUGUAAUUAUUAUUUAACUGCCUUUAGACACAAAAUUUGAACCACAAAGUACAAUUAAAUCAACUUGUUCUAUAACGUAAAUCAUCUCUGGAAUUAACCGUUCCUAAUCCACCAAUUUAUUCGCGAUCUCCUUACGUUGAACAUACCAAAAGAACCACUUUUGACGCCAAACAAAUAUUGAGUAAUACAUCGCGUUGUACCUUAAAUUACCGUUUCUGUGUGAUAUAUAUAUAUAUUAUAUAUGGAUGUAUAUUGUCUUCAGUUCUUCAGCUAAGCAGAUCCAGCAAGGAUCGGUUACCGUAGAAAAUAAUAUAAUCGGUGUUACAUAAGAAAGUAUACGUAUAUUGAUAUAUUAAUGGUGGUUACUACCGUCAAAGUGCCGUAGAUGUUAUAUAGAUGACCAUUUAUUAUAGCUAAACAUCGUAACCACGUUGAACGUAUGAUUGAACGCCAAUGAUUAUCGCUUUGAAACGAUAAUCAAUCGAAUAAUUUACACUUUUUUCAGAUGCAAAGAAACGUUUUAAAUACAUAUCGUUUAAUGUAAAAAGUUAUCGCAGAGCAACAGUAUAUAUAUAGUAACCUGAUAUUUUCUUGUUUUUGAAUGUUGUUUAAUAUAUUCAUAAUUGUCUUACGGUGUUAUUUGAAACGUUUCUUUCGGUAUUAAAAAAUGUAACAUUAAUUGGAUAAAUCGUGCAAAGUUUACUCCUGUAUAAAUUAGAGAGUAUGUAUACACGUUCAAAACCGAUACGUUACCUUCAACAUAUAAUUAAAAUUUGUUGGCGCACAAUUUCAAGUAUAUAAAUACGUACAAAAUUACCGCAAUAAAUAAAUGCAUACACGCUGCGAUCGCACACAAGCGUUCACGCGCAAAUCUACAUGCAAUUAAAAUUCGAAUAACUGCAAUCAAGCACUAUACGUGGUUAUCGAGUGCAAGAAAUUGUGUAUAAAAAAAUGGUACCAAAAUUAUUUGUCGGUGUAGGUACUGUAUGUCUUCUAAUACACAAAUAUUUAACAAAGAAAAGACUUAUGAUUUUUCUACCGUUAAUUAAUAGUUCGUGUUAUUAGCAAUCAUAGACUUUAAAAACAUGCAAAUUCCUAACUAACGAUUAUUCUUU
Osmia bicornis bicornis is the source of this 4562-nucleotide messenger RNA. Its product is annotated as cationic amino acid transporter 4. Gene Ontology annotation, molecular function: amino acid transmembrane transporter activity. The coding region runs from base 451 to 2397 and encodes 648 amino acids. Gene Ontology annotation, cellular component: plasma membrane. Lineage: Eukaryota; Metazoa; Arthropoda; Insecta; Hymenoptera; Megachilidae. The transcript has 9 exons. The record is from RefSeq and is a predicted model, not a curated record. Gene Ontology annotation, biological process: amino acid transport; transmembrane transport.